Molecule: messenger RNA, 378 nt
Organism: Anastrepha ludens (Mexican fruit fly)
Lineage: Eukaryota; Metazoa; Arthropoda; Insecta; Diptera; Tephritidae
Product: probable RNA-binding protein EIF1AD
Exons: 1
Coding region: 1-378 (125 amino acids)
Cellular component (GO): nucleus
Source: RefSeq, a predicted model, not a curated record
AUGGCGGACUCUGAGAAUACCGUAGCCUCCAUGCCGAAAAAGUUCCGUAGGAAUAUAUUGAUCGGGCGUGGAGAUUAUGUGCUGGUGGAAUCUAUUAAGGGACUCAGGGUAAAGGGCCAUAGGGUAAAGGUGGAAAUGUGUAAACUCCUAACUCCAGAGCAUUUAAAAGAAUACAGUAGGACUGGUGUAUGGCCAAAACAGUUGGGUGAAAAGCAUGACCACGACCAAUUCGAUAUGGGAAGCGAUGGAGAAACGAAUGGUGAUGAGUUGAUAAUUAGAAAUCCCAAUGGAUUUCCAUUGUCGGAGGAGGAUACUACUGAAGAUGAGGGAAUUUGCAGCACUACUGAUGAUGUCGAAAUUACAAAUGAUGUGAAUUAA